Quercus lobata is the source of this 2223-nucleotide messenger RNA. RefSeq lists its product as uncharacterized. Lineage: Eukaryota; Viridiplantae; Streptophyta; Magnoliopsida; Fagales; Fagaceae. Bases 1 to 2223 code for a protein of 740 amino acids. The record is from RefSeq and is a predicted model, not a curated record. The transcript is spliced from 4 exons. Gene Ontology annotation, molecular function: protein dimerization activity.
AUGGCUUCAGAUAAUGGGAGGAGAAAAGAUCCGGGAUGGAAAUAUAAUUAUUUAGCUAAUGUUGAAGAUAAAAAUGCAGUGACUUGCCUCUUUUGUAAUAAAGUCACAAAGGGAGGGAUACAUAGAGCAAAACAGCAUCAAGUAGGGAAUUUUAAAAACAGUACAAAAUGUUUAAAAUGUCCUGAUCAUGUUAGAGAAGAGCUUGCACAAUAUAUGGCAAAGAAGAAGAGUGACAAGGAGAACUAUGACAAGAUGCCUGAUUUUGAUGAUAUAGAUAAUAUGAUUGAAAUUGAGGAUGUAGAUGAUGAUGAGGUAGAGGAAGUAGAAGUGAUCCAAAAAAGGAAAAAAUCAUGCUCUAGUAAGAGAGGGGUUGGCAGUAGCACCCAAUUGAGAACUAUGAAAUUAAUGCCAAAGUCUAAGAAGUUGAAAGGUCCUAUGGAUUCUUUUGUAAGAUUAAAGCCAGAAAAAGUGGUUGCACUUAGGAAACAGGGUAAGAUGAAGCAAACUAACAUCAAUGAUAAACUUGACAAAGAGAAAAGAGCACAAGCUUGUCAGUAUAUUGGCCGGCUAUUUUAUCUAGCUGGUAUACCAUUCAAUGUUGCUCGCUUAGAUGAAUUUAAAUGGGCAAUUGAAGCUAUUGGGCAGUAUGGUCCAAAUAUGAAGCCUCCUAGUUACCAUGAGUUAAGAGUUCCAAUUCUCAAAAAGGAGGUGGCUUACACAAAUGAGUUAUUGAGUAAUCACAAGCAAGAUUGGAAGAAAUAUGGCUGUUCUGUUAUGUCUGAUGGGUGGACUAGUAGAACCAAUAGGACCUUGAUUAACUUUUUGGUGAAUUGCCCAUCUGGAACCAUGUUUGUGAAGUCAAUUGAUGCAUCAUCUUUUAUGAAAACUGGGGAAAAAACUUUUGAAUUACUUGAUACAUUUGUAGAACAAAUUGGGGAGGCUAAUGUAGUCCAAGUAGUAUCGGAUAAUGGAUCUAAUUAUGUGUUGGCUGGGAAGUUGUUGGAAGCAAAAAGGCCAAAUUUGUAUUGGACUCCAUGUGCUGCACACUGCAUUGACCUUAUAUUAGAGGACAUUGGGAAAAUUCCUAGAAUUGCAAAAACUUUAGAAAGGGCCAUUCAAUUGACUGGAUAUAUCUACAACCAUGGGGGUGUCUUAAAUAUGAUGAGAGAAUACACAAAACAGAGAGAGCUGAUUAGGGCUGGAAAAACUAGGUUUUGCACUUCAUAUCUUACAAUAAAAUCCAUUCAUAAGCAAAAGCAUAACCUAAGGGCCAUGUUUACUUCUGAGGAGUGGGUUCGUAGUAGAUGGGCAAAGGAAGCAAAUGCUAAACGAGUAGUAGAAACGAUUUUGAUGCCUUCUUUUUGGAAUACUAUAGUUUACAUUCUUAAAGUUAUGGGCCCUCUUGUUCGGGUUCUUCGCCUUGUUGAUAAUGAGAGAAAACCAGCUAUGGGUUACAUUUAUGAGGCAAUGGAUAGGGCUAAAGAAGCUAUUAUAAAAGCUUUUAAUGAGAAUGAAGAAAGACUAGUUCCUACUGCUGAAAUUCAGGACAAGAUCAUGGCUGAGCUACCCAUCUAUAGGAAAGCUGAAGGACUCUUUGGCAUUGAAUUGGCUAAAAGAUCAAGAAAGACAAGGGCUCCAGCUGAAUGGUGGAGUUUGUAUGGGAGCUCAACUCCGAAUUUGCAACAGUUAGCUAUAAGAAUCUUGAGCUUGACUUGUAGUGCAUGUGGUUGUGAGCGCAAUUGGAGUGUGUUUGAGCAGAUUCACACCAAAAAAAGGAAUAGACUUGCACAAAAACGACUAAAUGAUCUGGUCUUUGUGAAGUAUAAUCAAAAGAUGAAGGCACGAUAUGAUAAGCGUGAUGUUAUUGAUCCCAUCUCCUUAGAUGAUAUAGAUGAAAGUAAUGAAUGGUUGUUGGGGGAAAUGGGUGCUGAACCAUCUAUGAAUGUUGAAGAUGAGUUGGUUUUUGAUGAUGAUGAUGAUGGUUUGACAUGGGGUGUAGUGGCAAGAGCUGCUGGUGUUGGAGAACCAAGGAAGAAUACUAGAUUCCAAAAAAAAUCAAGGGCAAGCUCAAAGGCCUCAACAUCACAACCAAAUAUUGAAGAGGAAGAUGCUAAUUCUGAUUCAGAUGAGACCGAGGAAGAGAAUGUUGAUGGUUACAAAUCUGGUUCAAGUGGCUUUGAAAGUGAUGGAAACUUGAGUGAAGACUCUGAUGAUGACCUUUAG